CGACUGCGACAAUUCUGAGACGACGCACACGCGACGAGGCGCAAGCCGAGCCCAUAUUUGAUUCUGCACGCAAUAUAGCGAAUCACCGCCAGCACCCCGCGGUCACACAGUCACCACCGUCAUCUGGCGCUUGUGAUUGCGUCGGUCCUGUUCAUCACCAACACCGACCCCAUCCUUCCACGACGAACACUCAUAUUCAGGAACCAUCUACAACAAUUCGCGCCCUGACAUGCGUCGCAAAUCCGUUCGAGGCUAGUGCUCAUCAUCGACCGCGCCCGGACCCACAAUGUCUCGCGACGAGGCCUCGGAGCGGAGCCCGCUGGGCGAGCGUGGCAUGAAUGUCUUGCCUGCCUCCGAAUACUUGCAGGAACGUUUGCAAGAACGACGCGCACGGCAAUUGCGCCCCAAACGCGCGCGACACACCGACUUUGGCGUCCAGUUCACAAGAGGCCGCGACGAUGACAUCUUCCUGGCCGAAGCGAACGCGAGCCGCAAUCCUAGGAUGUACGACAGCUCACCACUGGCCGCUGCGAGCAGUCGCGCCUCGGACGCUGGGUCGCAAAACAGCGAUCGAAGGCGGAGAGCACCGGGCGUGCGCGACAUGGACGAGCAAUUGGACCGCCUGCACAAGCAGAAUUUCGCGUUGAAGCUGGAGUUGGAUCAUCGCCGCGAAUUGACUCAAAAGUUGCGAGAUCAAAUGGAGGCCAUGCAAGAUCAAGUCGAUCGCGCGCUAGUCCUGGAGGAAGAACACAAGGAACUGCUGCGCAUCAACAGCGAGCUGGUGUUUGAGUUGGAGAAGCGCGACAAGGCAGUCGAAGAAGCCAUGGACAUCAUUUGCGACCUUGAAGAUCAAGUGGGCGAUCUGCAGGAACGUGGCAGCACUACCAGGCCUUCUACGGCACAGGCAGACUCUGGCUAUGCGAGCACCGAGAUCCAUGACCAAGACUUGCGCUCAUCACCACCACGCGCCGCUGGCGUAUCCCAGACACCAGCCGUCAAGGUUCAACCACCUUCGAAUCAUGCUUCAGCCGCAACCCAGAAGCUCCAAGGCCUUCUCAACACACAGACUCCCGCGAAGCCUAAGAGGCAGCCAUCAGUCUUGAGUUCGAGAAAGCCCAGCACCCAGGCGCUGCGAAGUGUGUAUCUGGAAACCUCGAAAUCGCUGAAACCGGUGCAGAGCUUCCAGUCGCUAUUGGAGAGACAGGAGGGGAAGACUGAAGACGACACCGAUGAGCUGCCGAGUUCGCCACGAUUGAGCGCCCUCAGCGAAAGCAGUUUUCCGUCCCUCUACAGCCCGAAGAAAGCCGUCAGUCCCGAUAAGUAUGCGUGGGAAGCUACUGACCAGACGAAGAGUAUGGCCGCCUCCCUGGGCUCUCGUGCACACAUGCGUCAGGAUAGCAUCAAACGGGUCAGCCAGUGGAUGUCCGAGCGUGAUGCGAUCGAAACGACGCCAUCCAAGUCGAACCGCAUCUCUCCACCCCUGCAAGAUGAGUCCGAUCACCAACCCCUUGGGCACCGUCCUCGCUAUCAGUCCCUCAACAAUGCGCUGGCAGCCUCGAAGGAGCCAGCAACGUUAGAGCCGGCACCUGAGCUCAAACAGUUCCAGCACCAAUUACGCAAGCAGAAGCCUGGCAGAAACCAACCUCGACCGCUUAGCUAUAAUGGUCCUGCCUUUGGUGAACAUAACAUGCCACCUACGCCAGAUAGCGUAAGCACCAGAAUGCUUCGGGAGUCGCGAUCUUCUAUCGUCAGAGAUAAGAGUCUGGUCGAUAAUGUGCCUUCGCCGCUCAAAAGCUUCGAACUUCCCGAGUCUGGCCUUCGCACUGCACCACGUCAGAUGAGAUCUUCAGUCGAGCUUCGCACUGCUUACAACAGCAACCUCCAAUUUCGAUCUACAGCAUUAGACGGGCACGACCACGACGACAGCUCAGACGAGGAGUACAUUCCGCAGGAGCCAAAGAGUCUUCGCGACGAUGAGGUGAAGGCUUUCGCCUUUGAUCAGAAUUACGACUUUGCGAAUGGGCAGUCAAUCGACCAGGGCAUAUCGACCAGCUUCCAGUCACAUUCGCGACAACCUGAUGAUGUCAUGUUCAAUCGCAAUGAUAUAUCGCCGACACUGAGGCCUCAAACGAUAGAACGUAGGAGAUCCAGCGGUCAAAACCACUCAGCUCCUGUCAAGCCCCGUUUUGGCCGCAUGGAAACCAGUCCAACAUUAUUGACUGUGAAUGGCUUCGGCGGCGAUGGCAGGAGCCCUGUCGACAGGUUGAUCAGUCCACAUUCUGCGCGUUCACAACAUUCCAGCUCGUCGGGGAAUCGCACGAUUACUGAAGCCGAAGAGAAAGCUCAGCCGCAAUCUCCAGUGCCUUCAGCGAUGACAAGCGUCGCGUCACCACGCUCUGGAACCUCGCCUUCACCAGCCAGAACGCUUAGCAAGAAGAUGCCAGGCUUCAUCAGGCGCCUCAGCAAUACUAUGGCUGCUGGUGAAAAGCCUGUCUUGCCGACAUUGACCACGGCGCCGUCUUCUGUGUACGCGCAAUCUGGUCCACCACGACCAAAGACCAGCCACGCCGAUCGCCUGACCCGAGGCAACAACGUCAGCCCCACUGUCGCUAGACCUCCUAGCAGUCGCGAUAGUAGACCUACGCCUCCGACGAGGGCGAAGACUGAAAUGAAUACAGCACGGCCAGCAUCAGCAGCUGCCACCGAUAAAGAGAGGCGAUUCUUGUUUAGACGCAACGAAAGCGCCAAGAAAGACCCUACAGAAGAACUUGAAGCAUCAGACACUCCGGCGCGAGUCGGUCUUCAGAAACGCAGAGGCAGCAUUAGAGACGUCAUGGCCUCGAGACGUCCAUGGAGGUAAACUUGCAGCAUACCGGCAUUGCUUUCUUCGUACGCGCAUGUAGAUUACUGACCUGUGUCAAAGAGGGCCAUGAAUGAGCCAUUGUGCAUGAUGGAAGCGUAACAAAACAAAACACGAUGGGCAAAUUGGGAUGACUUUACGAAUGCCUUUAUGGCUGAAACACGACGACAUGGC
Cercospora beticola is the source of this 3034-nucleotide messenger RNA. The record is from RefSeq and is a predicted model, not a curated record. Lineage: Eukaryota; Fungi; Ascomycota; Dothideomycetes; Mycosphaerellales; Mycosphaerellaceae.